CGAUAAUUAAAUUAUUUGUUGUUUCAUCGUUUAUUUGAAAUUUUAAACACAUUUAUAUUGCUUUGCAUAUAUGGCAAUUAUCACGUUUUGUCACACAGCUGUCAAAAUUGUUGAAAAUCAAACAAAAUUUUUGUCAAUAAAAUAGAUUUGCAAUAGAUUUUCUCAUUUAUCAUUUCUCAAAACAUCACUACCAUGAAUGGAUUAAAAAUGUUACACUGUUGAUAUUGUGUGAUUCGAUGAACUUGGUUACGGCGAUUUGAUUAUCCAUCAUCACCAUAGAUAUCAUGGAAAAAUUUUGAUUUUUUUUUUUGGUUACUCGGAUCAUAUCAAUUCAUGUUGUUUUUGGCUUGGCUUGGCUGUUUGCUGCAGGUAUAUGUGUGUGUGCAGGAGAUUGAUGCGAUUUAAUCGAUUUCAUACAGCUCAAAAUGGGUCAAAUGAUGACCACCACAUCGAUGGAACGACCACCAUAUCAUCGUCCAGGUGAACAUUUUGUUCCAUAUGAUGCAAAUUCUUGGCGUCGUUUAUCAUCAACAUAUCUUAAUCAAUUAAUGUCCAAUGGUAAAUUAACGAAAGAUGAAUUAGAAAUUAUUGAAUUAGAACGAUAUUGGCGUAAUCGUAAACAAAGUAACUAUUCAAAUCAUCAUCGACGUAGUUAUUCAUUAAGUCCUGUUGAACAACAACAACAACGACGACGACAACAAUUGUAUAACCAUGGUGGUAGGUUGAAUGGUGCAUCAAGUAUGGGCAAUCUUACUGCUUCAAAUUACAAUGAAAAUGUUGGACAUUCAUUUCAUCGGCAAACACCUGUUUUAAGAAAUUUUCAACAAAGUAGUCAUCGUACAAAAAAAGGUGAUAGCCGUUAUCAUUCAUUAGUCAAUGUUUCAUCAAUAAAGCCGACUCGCGAUAAUAUUGAGAAGCUAGCAUCUAAUCUAAAUGAUCCAAUCGAUUAUAAAGAUGUUGAUCAUCAUCAAUCAAAACAACAUCAUCGGAAACCAUUAUCCUCAGUAAGGACAUUUCAAAAUGAACAUUUUUCACCACAUGAUUCAAGUUUCAGUUCAUACGAUUCAUCAAAUCAAUCCGGUUCAGUAAAUCAACAGCGAGCUGGUCGAUUCGAACGAAACAAAAUAGGCGCUCGUAAAACGAUGAUCAAUUCAACAUCAUCCGGUUAUAAUGAAAAAAAUGACAACAAUGUUCCGGUGAAAAAUGAACCACAAAAAUAUCCUGCCAAUUUUAGACUUCCCGAUCAAAAUAGAGAACCUAGAAAAUUUCAAGAAUAUUUUCCCAAAUCAGCUUCAAAUCAUCAUCGUUUAUUAUCGAAUGAUAAAACUGUAAAAACUGAAUUUCAAAAUCAAGAACAAGAACCAUUUCUGAAUCAUAAAGAUAAUCAUCAUGAAAAAUUUACGAAUGACUCACCAGAUUCUGAUUUCACUAGGAAUGAUUCUAUUCGUACAACAGGUGAUCGACGAAAUUUUACACCAGAUCCAAUGUGUCAAAGUACCGAAAGAUUAGUGGAAAAAGAACGACGACAAAAUAAUAAUAAGCUUGAUUCAAGUUUUAAACGUCGUCAACAACAAUCAUUGGCACCAGAUUUUCGUAUUAGCUCUCAAGAACAUUUAGAUCAAUCAUAUAAAUCAAUACAAACUUAUGAUUUCAAUGUUCAUAAUAAUAAUAAUAAUCAUUCAGCCACUAAUAAUCGUGUUCAUUUUAAUAGUAAUGAUGAUGAACAAAAACGAAAUGGUUCGGCACAAUUAAUGCGCCAUAAUCAACAACAACGACAACAAAAUGGCCAUAGUAUCGGAUAUUUCGAUACUGGACAUAUAAAUUAUUAUUCCAAUUAUUAUCAAAGUUUUGAUCGUCCACAUUUAAUGUUUUCGAAAAUUAUUUACAUUAUACUAUUGGUGGCCAAUAUUUGUCUAGUUAUUUGGAAUAGUAUCUAUAUGCAUUUUGCAUCGAUUAAAAUUAAACUUGGCGAACCGAUUGAUGGUCGAUUAUAUUCAAUGUCACACGUACAACGACAUUUAUGGCAAGCGAUUGUUAUUGCAAUCAUAUCAUUGAAUUGUAUAACGACAAUGGUGGCUAUUUAUGCAACCAUUAGACAAAAAUAUUGGCCCAUAUUCAUAACGACAAUUUUAUUCUAUUUGUUUGCUAGUUUUGGUUCAUUUUCAGAAUUUUUACGUGGUAGUAUUUCUUCAUGGUUAUUACCAUUGAUUUGUGGACAUUUUGGCAUCAUUGUUACACAUCAUAUUGCUAUUGAUUAUUAUUCAAUCUGAUUUUUUAUUUUUUCAAUUUUCAAUAAAAAAAAAGUUUUGAGUAU
This is a messenger RNA of Dermatophagoides farinae (American house dust mite), 2314 nucleotides long. RefSeq lists its product as uncharacterized. NCBI's taxonomy places the organism in Eukaryota, Metazoa, Arthropoda, Arachnida, Sarcoptiformes, Pyroglyphidae. The record is from RefSeq and is a predicted model, not a curated record.